Messenger RNA from Nerophis lumbriciformis (worm pipefish), 1521 nucleotides. NCBI's taxonomy places the organism in Eukaryota, Metazoa, Chordata, Actinopteri, Syngnathiformes, Syngnathidae. The record is from RefSeq and is a predicted model, not a curated record.
AUGGAUGUCUUCCUUCCCAACAGUAGUUUGGCCAACACAACAUACAUCCAGUCUGCUCCACAUAGCCUUUGGGAAGUUAUCACCAUAGCAACAGUCUCUGCCAUCGUCAGCUUGAUCACGAUUGUUGGUAACGUUUUAGUCAUGGUAUCUUUUAAAGUGAACAGCCAACUUAAGACAGUAAACAACUAUUACCUGCUGAGUUUGGCUUUUGCUGACCUCAUUAUAGGAGUGCUCUCCAUGAACCUGUACACGACAUAUAUACUGGUGGGCUACUGGCCCUUAGGAAGCCUGGCAUGUGAUCUCUGGCUCGCUGUGGACUAUGUAGCCAGCAAUGCUUCAGUUAUGAAUUUACUGGUCAUCAGCUUUGACAGAUAUUUCUCCAUCACAAGGCCGCUGACUUACAGAGCAAAGAGAACUCCAAAGAGGGCCGCCCUCUUGAUAGGCCUUGCAUGGUUGGUAUCAUUUGUCCUGUGGGCACCACCAAUUUUGUGCUGGAAGUACAUUGUUGGGGAAGAAAAGGAAUCUGAGGAUCAAUGCCAGAUUCAGUUUUUAACAGAGCCAGUGAUCACAUUUGGGACAGCAAUUGCCGCUUUCUACAUCCCAGUCUCUGUCAUGACAAUUCUCUACUGUAGGAUAUACAAGGAGACACAGAGACGGACAAAGGAUCUGGCAGAGUUGCAAGGACUCGCAAGUGAUCGUGUCUCAGAGGGGGCUAAACCGCAGAAGAACAUUAUUCACUCUUGCUUCCAUUUCACCAAAGACAGAAGAGAAAGGAGUCAGGCCUCCUGGUCCUCCUCUAAUCAAAGUAAUGCUACAAAAACCACCAUUAGGUCAGAUGAAGUGUGGGUCAAAACUGACCAAAUCGCAUCCUUUAAUAGCUACUCCUCAUCUGACGAAGAGCAUCACAUUUCCAUUGAGACCCCGCAAGGAUCUUUGAGAAAUAAUGGUCAAAAUGAUAAGAAUGGGCAGGUGACGGAUUAUGCAGAAGAUCAGUAUUUUUCAAGCCCCUCAAAAGAGAGCAGUAAGAAGUGUAUUUCAUAUAAAUUCACACCUGGCUCUAAGGUUAAAAAGGGCAGUCCGACACCCACAUCACCUCGCCCUCCCGAAGCCGAGCAGAAAAACGCCUCACCUUCCUCCUCUACUACUUCCAAGCCAAUGGACCCAGGCCUAAAGAACCACCAGAUCACCAAGAGGAAGCGAAUGGUGCUGGUGAAAGAGAAGAAGGCGGCUCAGACCCUCAGCGCUAUUCUUCUUGCGUUCAUCCUCACAUGGACUCCGUACAACAUUAUGGUGCUGAUCUCCACAUUCUGCGCCACGUGCAUCCCGACGUCCUUGUGGCACCUGGGCUACUGGCUGUGCUACGUAAACAGCACAGUCAACCCCAUGUGCUAUGCCCUGUGCAACAAGACCUUCCAGAAGACCUUCCGCAUGCUUCUCCUGUGCCAGUGGAGGAGAAAGAGAGGCGAGGACAAGCUGUACUGGUGUGGACAGAAUGCCAACGUCAACAAUAAAAUGACUUGA